AUGAAUUCACAAGAAAUUUCAAUUCCAGUUCCUUGGGGACAUAUUGCCGGUAAGUGUAGUUAAAUUGAUAAAAAUAUUAAACAUUAUUUUCCAUUUGUUUUUAUUUGAAUAAAUUUAAUUUCACUUAUAAUUGGUAUUUGAUAUUUUAAUAAAAUUAGUGUUUAAAUUAAACAUAACACAUAAAUCAGUGUACUAGUGACAUAGUGUACUCUAAUCAGGUGAUCUAUUAAAGUGGGUAUACUCAUUAUUUUGGAAAUUAUUAACUUUUUCAGGAUUUUUUUUCUAGAACAUUUAAGAAACAAGCAGCUCUACAAUUGUAUUUUAAUGUUACUUUUUAUCACCUUUUUUUUGGGGCAUAAAACCACUACCUACUUUUGAUUUCCAAAUAGCAACCUAUGUAAAAAAAAUUUCAUUAAUAGAUUGGGUAUUGGUUCAAAUAAAUUUGAAUAUUGACAUUUUUGAUUUCUGUCAAGCUGGUGCCGACAUAUUCCACUUUUAAUUUUAUGUUUGAGGAGAUUAGUGGUGCGUUAUUAACACGCUAACACCAUACUGCCACUCAAAUGAUACUCCAACUUAAACUUAAAAGUGGAAUAUCUCGUCAACGGCUUGACAGAAAUCAUAAAAUGUCAUCACUCAAAUUUAUUUUAGCUAAAACUCCAUCUAUUUAUGACAUUUUUAAUAUAGGUUACCAUUUGAAAAUCAAAAGAAGAUGGUAGUUUUCCAACCGCCCCCCCCAAAAAAAAAAUAAUAAUAAGAGUGACAAAAAAUAGCUUAGAAAUAAAAUUGUAGAGCAGCUUGUUUCUUAAAUAUUCUACAAAACAAAUUCCGAAAAAAGUUAAUACUCUCCGAGAUAAUGAGUGUACCCACUUAAAUGGAUCACCUGGUAUAAACUAGUUGAAGAUAUUGUUCAACUUAGGGGGUAGGUAGGUACCAAACAGUCUAAUUAUACUGUCCUGCAUAUUUUAAAUUUAAACUUAAUUUUAUUUUUGAUCACUGUCUAUUACGUAGGUAAAUAAUAUGUUUAGUUUUAAAAAGAGAUCUAGUGUUAAUUUACCUAUUUUAUAAUUAUAUAAUCAUAGUACCUAUAAGUACUUAAUGUUUCAUAUUUGUUAAAAAUAUAAAAUGUAAGGUUUUAAAUUUUAUUUAAUAGUUACAAACAAACUAAUUAUUAUAUUACAUUAUUUACAAGGGAUUUGAACUGUGUAUACAAUAUAGUUACAGUUGUGUGUAAAUAUAAUAGUAUACUAUAAUUAUAGUGUGUAUGAUUUGUUUUAAUAAGUAUAUUUAAUGUUUUCAAUUAUUAUAAACUAAUGAGAAAAAAUAAUUAAAUUGGUAGGUACUUCUUGAGAUAAGGGAAAGAAAAGAUUACUUUUUUUUAGUAACCAGGUAGAAAACACCAGUAAUAUUAUUGUGUAAAGUUAGUGUAAUUCUAGAACAACAUUGUCUAAAAGUACCUAGUUAGUAUCUGUCAUUUGUCAAUUAUAAUGUUAUCAUUCAAUAUGUCUUUACUGCAAAUGUAUAAUUUUAAUAAUUUAAUUUAAAACACAUUAUUUUAUAAAAAAUUAAAAAAAAAAAACUGAUAAAAUGCCCAUUUAAAUAUACAUUGUAGCACAUACCUAUUAUACUACAUGCCUUUUUUCAAUAUCUACAAUCUGUUUAAUUAUGUAAAUAGUUAUAAUUAUGGUGCAUAUUAUUAAUACUUAUAUAAAAAUAUAUCCUUAUUAACAAAUUAACCAAUUAGUGAAUGUAAACAAAUUUAAUUUCAGCGAAAACUUGGGGCCACCCUUUGGCAACUCGUGUUCUCUGUCUCCACGGAAAACAGGAUAAUUGUGGCACGUUUGACAGACUUAUUCCAUUACUCCGACAAGGUUUCUAUUUUGUGUGCAUAGAUAUUCCAGGACACGGACAUUCUUCACACUUUCCUCCCGGUUUUCGAAUAACAUUAGAAUGUUUUGUACUCGCUAUUAAACGUGUUGUAGAUCAUUUAGCAUGGACAACAUUUAACUGUAUCGGUCACAGUAUGGGUGGAAUGAUAUCUAGUUUAUUCGCAUCUUUAUAUCCAGAGCAUAUUGAAAAGCUAAUAAUGAUUGAUUGUGCUGGUCCAAUAUCAAUAGAGCCACAAGAUACUGUCAAGUUUUUGAGAGAAUCUUGCAACAAUCUGUUGAAAAUUGAAAGUAAAACUAUGAGCAGAUCGCCACCAUCGUAUACAUACGAACAAGCUAUUAAUCUAGUAUUAACGAAAAGACCAUCAAAAUUAACUAGACAGUCUGCAGAUGUAUUAAUACAACGGACUUUGCAAAAACAUUCUAAUGACAGUUAUUCACUUAGCACGGAUCAAAGGAUGAAAAUUGAUUACAAUCAAAUGUUUUCACCAAUGCAACAUAUGUUUAUCAUACACAGUAUUAAAUGUCCUGUGUUAUAUUUACUUGCUGUAGAAAAUCUAUAUCACAAUUUACCUCAAAUAAAAUCGGUAAAAAAAAUGUAUAAAUCUAAUCCAAACGUUCAAAUUGUCAAAGUAAAUGGAAAUCAUGAUGUGCAUUUGAAUCAUCCAGAACGAAUUGCUGAUUUAAUCAAUAAUUUUUUAUUGUCAAAACUCAGUAAAAUAUAAUCUUGACAAGUGCUAUUGUAUCAUUGGUGUAUGGACAUUUAUUUUUUAUGAUACCUAUUUAUUUUUAUUGUUUUUUUCGUUUUUAUUAUUUAAUUUUGUACCUAAGGUGACUUGUUAAGUUUUUUUUUCUGUAAGCAUAUUAUUUAUAUUUAUUUUGGAAAUAAAAUUACUUGGGUGGUCGAUUUUAUGUAUGAUGUUUAAUUUCCAUUUGUCCAACUUUCCUCGUUAAUAAAUAUUAACUAAUAAUAUAUUGGUACCUAGAUUAGGUUACGCACCAUUACAAUAACAAUUAUUAAGAAAUCGUCUCCGUGCUAUCUCCGUCAUACAUCCGCGGGACAUAGAGCAAAUUUUCGUUCAGCCGGGAAAAUUCGAAUCCCGAAAAAAAAAAAUCCCCGAAACAACUGUAAUGUCAAAAUUAUAUGUAUACGACAAUUAGUUUAAUCGCCAGAGGUUUGAGUGUUUAAUGUGCACACGUCUGUUUAAAAAAAAAAAAAAUAAUAAUAAAUAGUUAAACAAAUAUGUAAUAUCGUAUCAAUCAGUAGUUCGUGUGCGUAUAUUAUUGGACACUGCUGUCAAAAAAAAAUAAAAAAAAUAUCCAAUGUGUUUGAUAUGCCCGAUUCCACAGUUUAUCGCUCUGAACAAUUGAUUUUAGAAUGUUUAGAUAGCUUAUGGCAUAGGGAUAUUUGGCAACUAAAAUUAUAGUUAUAUACAUGUAUAUAUAUAUAUAUAUAUAUAGAAGUCCAUGCGAACUUCACAUGAGAGAGUAGAUAACACGGUUAUCAAAUUAUUUUUGAAGUUUUCGUGAAUGUUCGUCGUUUCGUUUGUAAUCUAUAGACCAAAAAAACCAUACGGAUGACAAUGAUAAGACGGAAAUUUAUACAUAUAAAUAGAACUGAAGUAUAUCUAUGUUGACCAUUAGUUAGCGCUGUUAGUUUUAAAAUUACAGCGAAUUGACCUGUUACCAAACUCGGAGAUAUGAACAUUAUCUGUGUUGUCUCGUGGUUUUUCUUAAUAAUAUUUUAGCUUUCACGCGAGAUACGAUGGUCGUGUGAAAUAUCACGGUUGAAAAAUGCCCGACUCGCUUGAAAAUUAAGAAAAAGAAAAAAAAAAAACGACGAGACGACAAAGAUAAUGAUAAUAUCUUGAAGUUUGAUAAUAAGUCAAUCCGCUCUAAUAUCAAAACUAACAGCACAGGGUUUUCCCGCUGAACAGAAAUUUGCCGUGUCCCGCGGUUGUAUGACGGAGACCGCACAAUAUGCGGGUACGACGUGCUCUUAAUUAUCUACUUUGUAUAAUAUAUUUAUUUGCAGCAAAGACCUACGGCGACGACACUCGUCCGGCUGUGCUUUGCGUGCACGGUAUCCAAGACAACUGCGACACCUUCGUCACGCUCCUACCGUUAUUACCGAACGAUUACUAUUACGUGUGCGUCGAUUUGCCCGGUCACGGCCGCUCCGCCCGAUUUCCCUCUCACGUGCCCCUAGAGUUCGUCAACUACCUAGGCUCCAUCAAAUGGGUAGUCGACCACUUCAGCUGGUCCGAGCUCGUGUAUCUCGGUCACAGUUUUGGCGGGCAACUGGGCUCGUGGUUCGCGGCCGUUUACCCGGAUCUGGUCCGGUGCCUUGUCGUGCUGGACACGAUGGGACCCAGGCCCGUGAAGCUAGCCGACACGCUGGCCGCUGUCCGCAGCCGCGUCGAAGACGCGCAAUCGUUGUACCGACGCCAGUGCGGCCGCCAACCGCCUGUGUACACUUUUGACGAAGCGGUCGGUAAGAUGAUGGCCGGUCGGCCGUCCAGGCUGACGGACGAAUCGGCCCGCAUAUUAGCCCGGAGGGGAUUGGUCGUCGUUGACGACGAAGCGGACGAUAAGUCGUACACGUUCGCCUGUGACCAACGCCUCAAACUGGCCUUCAACCCGCUGAUGACUUUCGACCAGCACGAACAGAUACUCAGCAACAUCGCGUGUCCCACGGUGUUCGUGUUGGCCGACGAGAACCGUGCCCGGUACUCGACGUACUUAAAGGACGCCUACGAGUUUUACACCAAGAGACCUAACGUUACCGUCAAAGUGGUCAGUGGCGAUCAUGACGUGCAUUUAAACCACCCGGACAGGGUGUUCAAACACGUGUGCGAUUUUUUGCGACAGCAUUGUACAAUUUAA
Molecule: messenger RNA, 4769 nt
Organism: Cinara cedri
Lineage: Eukaryota; Metazoa; Arthropoda; Insecta; Hemiptera; Aphididae
Source: the annotation of a GenBank genome assembly